Messenger RNA from Cadophora gregata, 1116 nucleotides. RefSeq lists its product as uncharacterized. The record is from RefSeq and is a predicted model, not a curated record. The transcript has a single exon. Lineage: Eukaryota; Fungi; Ascomycota; Leotiomycetes; Helotiales; Ploettnerulaceae. Gene Ontology annotation, molecular function: oxidoreductase activity, acting on paired donors, with incorporation or reduction of molecular oxygen. The coding region runs from base 1 to 1116 and encodes 371 amino acids.
AUGCCAACCGAAUUCAUCAGUUUAACCUUCCCAAAUGCCUCUACGGAGAUCGCCCCCAUCCCCGGAGCAACCAUCGAUGUAGACUACCUCGUCAGAUACGCCAGAACACUUGAUGACUUAUCCUAUAACUAUACGCUCGUACCAUACGGUUCAUCAGGAUACGAUCCUUUCACAAUCGGUGCAACCAUCGCAGCUGCCACCAAAAACCUCAAAAUCAUCAUCGCUCUCAGACCAAACACCCUCUACCCCACUGUAGCAGCAAAGGCUCUCGCAACUUUAGAUCAACUAAGCAAUGGGCGUGCAGUCGUCCAUUUCAUCGCCGGUGGCAGCGACGCCGAGCAAGCUAAAGAGGGCGACUUCACCAACAAAGUCGAGCGCUAUGAGCGCACUGAAGAGUACAUCAAGAUUCUCCGCCGAGCCUGGCAGUCAAGAGAGCCAUUCGACUGGGAAGGAAAAUACUACCAAUUCAAGCAAUUUCACAGCGAUGUCCCUCCCGUCAAUGGCACCAUUCCCGUUUCAGUCGGUGGAUCUUCUGACGAGGCAUACCGCAUCGGUGGUUCACUUGGCGACAUAUUUGGCCUCUGGGGAGAACCUUUGAAGGAAACCAAAGAGCAAAUCGAUCGUAUCUACGCUGAAGCUGAGAAGGCUGGUCGAACUGACCGUCCUCGCAUCUGGGUGACGUUCCGUCCCAUCCUUGCUGAGACAGACGAACUCGCUUGGGCGAAAGCCCAUCGCAUCCUCGACGCUCUGAAAGCCAAUCGCCCUAAUGGUGGCCCGGGAGCAUUCGGACUUGGAAAGCCAGCUGGCGAAGCCCCAGCUCCUCAGAAUGUUGGUUCGCAGCGAUUGUUAGAGAUUGCUGCUAGGGGAGAGAUCCAGGAUAGAGCGCUUUGGUAUCCGACUGUUACUGCGACGAAUGCGAGGGGAGCGUCGACGGCGUUGGUUGGGUCGCCGCAGACUAUUGUGGAUUCGUUGCUGGAUUAUGUGGAUUUGGGGGCUGAGUUGAUUUCUAUUCGUGGGUAUGACAAUUUGAAUGAUGCUAUUGAUUAUGGGCGGUAUGUGAUACCACAGGUGAGGGAAGUGCUGAAGCAGAGGGCGAAUGGAGCGGCAAAGGCGUAA